Molecule: messenger RNA, 495 nt
Organism: Musa acuminata AAA Group (dessert banana)
Lineage: Eukaryota; Viridiplantae; Streptophyta; Magnoliopsida; Zingiberales; Musaceae
Product: zinc finger protein STAMENLESS 1-like
Exons: 4
Coding region: 1-495 (164 amino acids)
Molecular function (GO): DNA-binding transcription factor activity
Source: RefSeq, a predicted model, not a curated record
AUGACCACUGCUGCUUCCGCUGACACCACCCGGUUUAAGAAGAAGAAGAAGAAGAAGAAGAAGAAUAGUGCAGGGAAGGAAGAAGCUGGAAAGGUGUACGAGUGCCGGUUCUGCUCCCUCAAGUUCUGCAAAUCCCAAGCAUUGGGCGGGCACAUGAACCGACAUCGGCAAGAGAGAGAGACGGAGACGCUCACUCGUGCUCGCCAGCUCGUGUUCGGCAACGAAGGCCUUGCCGGUGCUGGUGUUGGUGCGAUCGGGGAUCUCAGUCUCGGGGGCUUCCGACAACGAGGCGGCGACAUCGGAGCGCCAUGCCUGCGGUUCCAACAGGUCUAUCCGAGCAUACCAACACGGCCAUCUAAUCCGCCACCAUGGCAGCAAUACCUACACCGACCUACUCAUCCGCCGGUCCGCAAUUACUACAUCGGUCAUGUCGUCUCAGGGAGUGCCCAGCGUCUCCCCAGCUACAUUUGUGCUCAUCGUUAUCAAGACACAUGA